Cavia porcellus (domestic guinea pig) is the source of this 3027-nucleotide messenger RNA. It is a transcript of the gene Capn2, whose product is annotated as calpain 2. The transcript has 21 exons. Lineage: Eukaryota; Metazoa; Chordata; Mammalia; Rodentia; Caviidae. The record is from RefSeq and is a predicted model, not a curated record. Gene Ontology annotation, cellular component: cytoplasm. Gene Ontology annotation, molecular function: calcium ion binding; calcium-dependent cysteine-type endopeptidase activity. Bases 156 to 2258 code for a protein of 700 amino acids. Gene Ontology annotation, biological process: proteolysis.
GGGGGCAGCAUUGCCCGGCCGAGUCCACACCCGCGAGAGCUGGGCAGGGCCUGGCUGCAUCCGCACCCGCGCAGGCCCCACGGAGUGCUCCCGUAGCCCGCGCUGGGUCGGUCGGUGUCCCAGUCUGCGUCGUGUUCACGCGAGUCCCCGGGCCGAUGGCGGGCGUGGCGGAGCGGCUGGCGCGGGAGCGCGCAGCGGCGGCGGGGCUGGGUUCCCACGAGCGCGCCGUGCAGUACCUGGGCCAGGAUUUCGCGGCGCUGCGGGAUGCGUGUUUGGCAGAAGGCUCGCUCUUCCAGGACCCGACCUUCCCCGCCGUACCCGCUGCGCUAGGCUUUGCGGAGCUGGGGCCACGCUCCAGCAAGACGCGCGGCGUGGAGUGGAAGCGGCCCCCGGAGAUCUGCGUGGAUCCCCAGUUCAUCAUCGGAGGAGCCACGCGCACAGACAUCUGCCAGGGAGCCCUGGGUGACUGCUGGCUGCUGGCCGCCAUCGCCUCGCUCACCUUGAAUGAAGAGAUCCUGGCACGUGUUGUGCCACUGGACCAGAGCUUCCAGGAUAACUACGCGGGCAUCUUCCGCUUCCAGUUCUGGCAGUACGGCGAGUGGGUGGAGGUGGUGGUGGACGACAGGCUGCCCACCAAGGACGGGGAGCUGCUGUUCCUACACUCUGCCGAGGGCACUGAGUUCUGGAGCGCGCUGCUGGAGAAGGCCUAUGCCAAGAUCAAUGGCUGCUAUGAAGCCUUGUCCGGGGGCGCAACGACCGAGGGCUUUGAGGACUUCACUGGGGGCAUUGCUGAGUGGUAUGAGCUGCAGAAGCCGCCGCCCAACCUGUUCAGGAUCAUCCAGAAGGCGCUGGAGAAGGGCUCGCUGCUUGGCUGUUCCAUCGAUAUCACCAGUGCUGCAGACUCUGAGGCCAUCACCUACCAGAAGCUGGUGAAGGGGCACGCGUACUCGGUCACUGGAGCCGAGGAGGUGGAGAGUGCGGGGAGCCUGCAGAAACUGAUCCAAGUCCGAAACCCCUGGGGACAGGUGGAGUGGACCGGGAAGUGGAAUGACAACUGCCCAAACUGGAACACGGUGGACCCAGAGGUGAGGGAGAGGCUGACCGUGCGGCUGGAGGAUGGGGAGUUCUGGAUGUCCUUCAGCGACUUCCUGAGGCAUUAUUCCCGCCUGGAGAUCUGCAACCUCACACCUGACACGCUCACCAGCGACACCUACAAGAAGUGGAAGCUGACCAAGAUGGACGGGAGCUGGCGGCGGGGCUCCACCGCAGGCGGUUGCAGGAACUACCCGAACACCUUCUGGAUGAACCCCCAGUACCUGAUCAAGCUAGAGGAAGAGGACGAGGACCAGGAGGACGGCGAGGGCGGCUGCACCUUCCUGGUAGGGCUCAUCCAGAAGCAUCGGCGGCGGCAGCGGAAGAUGGGCCAGGAUAUGCACACCAUCGGCUUCGGCAUCUACGAGGUUCCAGAGGAGCUGGCUGGGCAGACCAACAUCCACCUGGGGAAGAACUUCUUCCUGACCACACGCGCCCGCGAGCGCUCUGACACCUUCAUCAACCUGCGCGAGGUGCUCAACCGCUUCCGGCUGCCCCCGGGAGAGUACAUCCUCGUGCCAUCCACCUUCGAGCCCCACAAGGAUGGUGACUUCUGCGUCCGUGUCUUCUCCGAGAAGAAGGCCGACUACCAAGCUGUGGAUGAUGAAAUCGAGGCCAACGUGGAAGAGAUAGAUGCCAAUGAGGAAGACAUCGAUGACGGCUUCCGGAGGCUGUUUGCUCAGCUCGCAGGGGAGGACGCAGAGAUAUCAGCCUUCGAGUUGCAGACCAUCCUGAGGAGAGUGCUGGCGAGGCGACAAGACAUCAAGUCAGAUGGCUUCAGCAUUGAGACCUGCAAGAUCAUGGUGGACAUGCUAGAUUCCGACGGCAGCGGCAAGCUGGGGCUGAAGGAGUUCUACAUCCUGUGGACGAAGAUCCAGAAAUAUCAAAAAAUUUACCGUGAGAUCGACAUAGACAGGUCUGGCACCAUGAACUCCUAUGAGAUGCGUAAGGCGCUGGAGGAAGCAGGGUUCAAACUGCCUUGUGAACUCCACCAAGUCAUCGUCGCCCGGUUUGCAGACGACGAGCUCAACAUUGACUUCGACAACUUCGUUCGGUGCCUGGUUCGGCUGGAGACACUGUUCAAGAUAUUCAAGCAGCUGGAUCCUGAGGACACGGGGACCAUCCAGCUUGAUCUCAUGUCUUGGCUGUGUUUCUCGGUACUGUGAAGCCACGGCUGACGUGCCUGGAGGCUGCAGGGAAGAAAAAUCGGCGGGGACUAAGUUUCUGGACACUGUGUAUCAUCAGGCCCUUGCAAUCAUGAGAACAUUUACGUAAACUGAGGAUUGCAGCCAAAAAGCAUCUUUCUGAGAUGCCCAAACUUUCACAUAUUGGGUUGAAGGUUUGCAUAUUACUGUACUAAACGCAAGUGAGCUGCCUAACCCUUCACAAGCAUGAAGGAAGCUUUACACUUUUUACCUUUACAACUCUCCUGUUCAGAGCAAUACAGUCCAGAAAGACUCGCCGGAAGGUGUAGUAUAUCAGUCUCCAGGCCUCAAGGGCCUGGCUGGUGAUGUCACUAUUAAAAUGCAGGGGUGGCAUUUCCACCUGGCAGCCCUAAGAGGCAGUGUCCCGAGGGCACCGGGAAACUGGUCUUGCUGCAGCCUCAGAGGCCCAGGAGGGUGCAUCCUCCUCAUCCGGGUCAGCUGGGCGCAUCCUCCUCAUCCGGGUCAGUUGGGCCUGGCACAUACAGUGCUUAGCCCUUGCCACAAGUAGCCUUGGGCACUAGUCCUGCCCACCAGGGCCCACAUACCAGCAGCUGGUCCAUGGGCCAGGCCAGGCCACUCGUGUCCUGUGUGGAUCUCUCCCACACUGUGUGGAGACAUAGCAGACUGGUUUCCUGGCCUGACUUGGGGAAAAGCUGGUGACACGGUGACAAUGUUGCCUUUUGCCUUACCCUGACCCAGUGUCCUAUUGAAUAAAGAGUUGCCUGCUGGC